AUGAGUGUUGUCAAUAUUACUAACAUCCGAGUUCUCAAUAAUCCAACUCUUUUCACCGAUGAUUAUCAGUUUGAAAUCACUUUUGAAUGUAUUUCACCACUACCAGACGAUUCGAUUUACGAUUAUCAAGAAUCUGAUUCUGUUCAUAAUUUCCUUACAAAAAUAUCAAAUUCUACUCUAUAUGAAAGCGACCAAUAUGACCAAGUUCUUGAUUGCAUUAUGGUAGGACCUGUUCCAUGCGGAAUCAAUCAAUUUAUAUUCCAGGCACCUGCGCCAAAUCCCGAUCGAAUACCGCAAAGCGAACUCUUGGACGUUACGGUUAUCAUCAUUACAUGUUCUUACAAUGACCAAGAAUUUGUUCGUGUCGGGUACUACGUAAAUAAUGAAUACAUUGAAGAAGAACUUCGGGAGAACCCGCCAGAAAGAGUCGUGUUAGAUAAGUUAUAUAGAAAUAUUUUAGCUGAUAAGCCCAGGAGAUUUAUUAUAUUGAAAGUUCCUCAAUAUAGUGAAGAUAAUAAGUAA
This is a messenger RNA of Cetraspora pellucida, 522 nucleotides long. The record is from the annotation of a GenBank genome assembly. Lineage: Eukaryota; Fungi; Glomeromycota; Glomeromycetes; Diversisporales; Gigasporaceae.